ACUUGAUUUAACUAAUGAUGUGACUUCUGAGGAUCUUCAUAGUAAAAGGUACAUACAUAUGCACUAGUUUGUUAGCUUUUAAAUCUUUUAAACAGCCUUUUUCCAUUUCACUUCACCAGUUUUGACUGUUCUAUGUGGCUCAUUACCUUAAAUCCGAAUUAAAAUUCAUAUAAAUUUCAGGCUGUAAUGCAGCAAAACAGGAAAAACGUCAAGAGGGGGUGAAUACCUUUGUGUGGAGAGCACAAUCUGAGUUAUUAAUGUGAAGUUUUCCCCGACGUGGCAGCAGAUUUAGUGGAGGUCAAACUGCACCGAAUGAGCUUUAACUGGUUUUUAUGUGCCUCACAUAAAUCUUAAUGACUUCAGUACACACCAGACUGAGUGACAGGAAGGACCGUGGCCUCAGCAUUUAAGAAUGAUUUGUAUGAAUUUGCGGUUUGACCUUGUAGUUCCAGUUUCUUUGUGAAAGCAGAGCAGACAGAAUGGAUCCAGUUUAUGUUUCAGUGAAGCAGACUCUGGUGCGCAGCCAGGAUCCAGCAGCAGCGCGCACACAGCCAACACUCAGGACUUCCCACUCCAGUCAGGACCUGCUGGCCUCGUGUAUCACCAGAUGACGGUGCUAUCAGUCGGUGCUUCAGUGUGAGUAGACCUGUCCUGAAUGGUGGAUCACGCUGUUCGUGCGCGUACAAACGCCUCCAUCGGAUUUUACGCACACGUCGGUUCAGAGAAGCAACAGGAACACACUGUCAGUAGCAUUUCAAACGGAAGGCAGCAGCAGCAGGUGUGAAGCUUCCAACUCGGUGAUUAUUUCUAAUUGUGAGGAAAUUAUUACUUCUGGCGACACUGUGGAUGUGGAGUGCCAAAAUGUUUCCGCAGUUUCCCUGGCGGCGCGCCUGUGCCUCGGUCUCCAAGCCAGGACUGUGGACUGUUCGCCUGCCGCUCACUCUCCAGCAUUACACUGGAUUGUAACAGAGGAACCUGUUGGCGUCAUUACUGGAGGUCACUUCAUAAUCUGCGUGUGAUCUUUUAAGGAAGGCAGUGAAGGUGACAGCACCGCGCGCAGAGACACCUUUUUCAGUGGAUACGCAUUUUGGCACAGCACCGCACCGAGGAGCGCGCAGUGAUGCCGCAGCGGAUCCGCGUCCUGCUGCUGCUGCUGCACCUGGCUGUGGUGGUGGUGCUGCUGGGCGGGUCGGCCGGAGCGGCCCGGGUGCGGAAGAAGGCCACCAGGACCCGGCCGUGCCUGGACCUGCCGGAGGAGAUCCUGGAGCAGAUGUUCGGGCGGCUCUCGGUGGGAGUGAUGAGCGCCUUCCACCACGCGCUGCAGCUGGAGCCGCAGGACAAACUCAACCUGACGUGCCCGACCGUCGCUCGGUCCCCGACCGACAGCAAGACCCGCCUCCCGGUCAACCUGCUCAGCAUCUCCCCCUGGGCCUACAGGAUCUCCUACGACCCCUCCAGGUACCCUCGCUACAUCCCUGAGGCGUACUGCCUGUGUAAAGGCUGCCUCAUCGGCCAAUACGGUGCGGAGAGCAACCAGUACCGCAGCACCCCGGUCUACGCUCCCUCUGUCAUCCUGAAGAGAGCAGGCUCCUGCGCCGGCGGCCGCUUCUCCUACACCGAGGUGUACGUCUCCAUCGCUGUGGGAUGCACCUGUGUGCCUCUGCUGGAGAAGGAGAGGGACGGCCAGAACAGCAACCAGAGUCUGGAGAGAGUGGAGCCCAAAGCCAGACGGCUGGUGAAAUCAAGGAAGAGAGUAUGAAGGAAGCAGUGAUGUGGGGCUCCAGAGAAGUUCUUCUAAACCUGAUCUACAUUUUGGGUGUCUUUUUUCCACUGACACUUUAAACACCUGAGGGGAUCAUACCUGUGUGGUAGAAGCCCCUGUAACAGUCCCUAAACAAGCACACCUUGGAUAUUUGGGUGACAAAGGAUUUGGCUCCUGAUCUACAUCUCUGGUCAUCUCUUGGGGAAUUUAUUUUCUGGAAUCAAAGGAGGACAGUUUGUUGUCUGUUUUUGCUCAUCAAAUUUUUUGUCUUCAUUCUUGGCCUGGUUUUGAUGCCCUUUGGGCCUGAACUUGAUGUCUUGACCUAAGGUGUACAAUGAUACAAAAUCUAGAGUUAUUGUAUCGGCAGAGAAGAGGUGACAAAUCCAGAGAAGACUAGAUAAAACUCUAAAGUACAUUAUGAUGUUUGAAGGGUUGGUUCAGUCCAAAGUGCAGAGGAUCAUAUGUGCUGUAUCGUAGGCUCAACUGGACUUGCUUGAGUUUCCUGAAGACGUUUCAUCUCUCAUCCAAGAAGCUUCUUCAGUUCUGACGGACUGGUGCAGAGUCGCAGGCUUUAAACUCUGUGUGGGUGUGAACCCUUACAGAGUCUUUGAGGUCACAUGUGAGUCGUUGACCCACCUGGCCAUCUUGUGUGUCAGUAGGGUUAGAUGGGUCCAGGUGAGAAUGGAUGUUAAGCAGGGGUGUGCCCCAUCAUCUCGUUCACGAUCUCGUUCAUAUUGUGAUCCUCGCAGUAUUUCAGGUUGUUGAUAUAUUGACGUUAUACUGUUACCCACGGCAACAACAAGCAUGGCUGAAAGUGAAAUUAUUACAGACUCUGCGGUGGUUCCAAAAAGAGGAGCAGCUUCAGUAGUGUGGAAUAAACAGUGGCGUCCUGAAUGUUGUAUGAACAGCCCCGGACUUCUCAGACUCUUUUAGUGACUUACUGCUCAGAGGGAACUCAUUCAGCGGCUCCUCUGGCGGCAGCACAGCGUCUCUCUCGACAAAAACUCCACAUAUGUGACUGUGUGAUAGUUGUGGUAUCAUAACAGCCUGUCACAGGUUACAGUGUGAUGAUUUGAGGAGAAAUGGCAGAGCAUAAAGGUCCAGGUGGGAAAAAACACAACUCAGUCAUUCACCUCUUGAUUUAUAUAUAUAGAUCCCAGGGGACAUUUUUUGUAUUUGGGAGCUGUUUAAAUGUGUAAUUUGUGGUAGAUUUUAUUUUGUUGAGCUAAUAAUAUUGUAAGAGAAUCUGAAUCUCACUCUGAGAAACUGUUGUUGUUCACAAACUAAAGAAAUGAGAGAUCAUUUUAGUUGAUGAUGGCUUUUUCCCCACCUCUUUCAAACCAUUUUUCUUCUCUGGCCAAGAUGCGCACAUUGCUGUCCUCGAAGCAGUGUCCCUUCUUCUUAAGAUGUAAAUGGACAGCUGAGUCUUGACCUGAUGAACUGGCUCUCCUGUGCUGUGCCAUGUGCUUGUGCUCGUUUCACCAAAGUUUCACUUGACUCAUGUGUGACCUCAACAACUCUGUAAGGGUUCGCACCCACACAGAGGUUAAAGCCUGCAAGUCUGCACCAGUCCGUUAGAACUGAAGAAGCUUCUUGGAUGAGAAGCAAAACGUCUCCAAGAAACUCAAGCAAGUCCAGUUGCCAAAGAUGUAGCACUUAAGAUUACCAUGUUCUGGACGACUGAGAAUCUUCACAGACAAAGUGCAGAUGACAUAUUUCACUUAUCUCUUGUAUCUUGUUGUGCACAUAAUUUGGGUUUUAUUUGCUCUGGUUUUGAGAAAUGGAAGCAUAAAUCUCAAAGACAAACAUCUCAAAUUGGACAACUGAAACCACAACUAUCUGCAUGGAUAGAUACAAGCAGAAAUAAAUUAGGACCUGUAUAUUUGUAAUGUGGGUGGACAAACUCUUUCAUAAUUAAAGCAAACAUUUGACCAAUGGAAUAAAAUGCAAUGACCAGAUCAAUGCUGCCACCUGCUGCUGUAAAAUGCAACUGCAAGUACUUUUGACAACUGGAUAUCGUGACACACUGUAAUAACAAUUUGUCAUCAAUUAUACAAAAAAAGUAGCAUUUGUAGAUUUACUGGUUUCAUUCUGUAUUUUUUGGGUAAAACUCAGAAAUCAGUUGACUUAAACAGCCAGUGUGAUCCUCAGAUCAUUAAUGGGGGUAAGUAAAUAAACAU
Messenger RNA from Epinephelus moara (kelp grouper), 3942 nucleotides. RefSeq names its product interleukin 17d (gene il17d). NCBI's taxonomy places the organism in Eukaryota, Metazoa, Chordata, Actinopteri, Perciformes, Serranidae. Gene Ontology annotation, cellular component: extracellular region. The coding region runs from base 1121 to 1759 and encodes 212 amino acids. The transcript is spliced from 2 exons. Gene Ontology annotation, molecular function: cytokine activity. Gene Ontology annotation, biological process: inflammatory response. The record is from RefSeq and is a predicted model, not a curated record.